Messenger RNA from Camelus dromedarius (Arabian camel), 2945 nucleotides. RefSeq names its product tumor suppressing subtransferable candidate 4 (gene TSSC4). The coding region runs from base 1735 to 2712 and encodes 325 amino acids. The record is from RefSeq and is a predicted model, not a curated record. The transcript has 3 exons. Lineage: Eukaryota; Metazoa; Chordata; Mammalia; Artiodactyla; Camelidae.
GCCCCCCAGGAGGACUCCAUAGGGGGAUUGCCCUCUGUUGGGCCUUCUGCUGCCUGAAGCAGCCUCCACAGGACUCUCACUCCCACCCAGCACUGCCCAGAGCUGGGUAGGGGGCAGGCAGGGUGGCCCAAGGGUGUGGUGUGGGAUGUGCUUGAGGUGGCGGCCCUUCCCCCGAGGGACAGCUUUGUUUGAGGAUGGACACCACUGCUUCCUCCCGAGGGUCUCUUCUCUGACCAUCUAGUUGCUUGAAAAUGUCCUGUCACGCCCACCUCAGCCACUGCCUGGGGGAGCCCACCUGGCCGACUGCAGUGGAAGGAAGCCCAGCCACCCCUUGGGCAGGCUGCUACCCCGUGGGGAGUGCUGAGCAAUGUCACCACGACCCACAAGUCAGUAAUGACCUGCGUGUACAUUAAGUUGACCUCUUGAGGCCAUGAGGCCCUAGCUGGGCUUCAUAUGCCAGGGGCUCCUGUGGCCUCAUUGGGGAACACUAACCCCAGCGCUGCACUGGGGGCUGCAGGGUCUCAGUGGGCCUGCCCCUUCACUGUCCAUACUGGGGUGGUGGGUCGGGAGAACAGGAUGGCCCAAGAAGCCCCCUCCAUUUUGCUUCUCCCUGUGCUGCAAGGCCCAGGGGACAUCCUGGCCAAGGCCUGGGUGUCACCUCCACAAGCUGCAAUGUGGAUUAGUGCCCAGGGUGCCCUGGACCCCGUAUUCCUGGUGAGGCCCUAAGUGGGGUGUUCCCAAGGAUGAAGGGUCCAGAGGCUGCACAUCGUUAGAACGGGCCCUGUGUCCUCUCUGGGUCUCUGGCCUUGGCUGCGGAAUAACCUGAACCCCGGGUUCCUGGGUGCAGCCCUGGGAGAGGGAGGGCCCUCUGGCCGUCCAGCGAGGUGCCCUGGCCUGUGGGCUCAUCGCGGCCCCAGGGGGAAGGGCGCAGGGUGCCGGCCGCCUGGGCCCGGUGCCGAGGGAGUGCGGCCCGUCCAGGGCAGCCCGGGGUCUGCCCUCUGCUUCGGGGUGGAAGUGUCAGCCAGGACAUCGGCCAUCUGCAGGCGAGGCCAGGGCGUCACUCCCAAGCGGGCUGCCCCCGGCUGCCGCGCGGCCGACCCUGGCCGCCUGGAGGUUGGGACGAGAGUUGCGCCUGGGCCACGCUCUGCGGCACUCCGACUCCGCUGCCCAGCUGCCGGGACCCACGACUGCGCGGCCGGCCGCUUCAGGCCAGGACCGGAAGUGGCCGCGAAUAGCGCCGCGCGCGUCGACGCACUUCCGUUCCUCGAGGCUUCCAGCAGGUGGCGCUGGAGCUCCAGGAACGCGGCGCUGGCCGACAGCCCUCGAGUAUUCUGGGAGUCGCAGUCCUGCCUCCCUCCUCCCCUUAUUUCCGGUCUCUUUGCGAGGGAGUGCGGCCGCUUCCGGGAGGGAAGGCUAGGGAGGGCAGCGCAUGCGCAAAGGCCACACUCCCGACAGGCCUCGGGAGUAGCGGCUCAGUGCCUUGUGGGAGAUGUAGUUCUUCAGGCGCCGAAGCCGCGGUUCUCGGCCGGCGGAGGACUCGGUUUCCCAGAGUGCCGAGCGCAGCCCAAGAUGGAGGCAGCCAGGCUGCGGUGAGCCGCCAGUGACAGUUGAGCUGCUGAACAGAGCCGUGUCCGGGGCCUGUACCACCAAGAACCUUUGCCUGCGCUCGGCCCACCAGCAGUGUCAGCCCAGGCAGCCAGCAGAGAGGGGAGGUGUGGCGAGGCCUGAGGACACAUGGCCAAGGCAGGGGCGGGCCCGCAGCCCUUUGGCUUGGAUGUCGACGUGUUGCCUUCCGACACUGUCUCCCUCAGCGACUCAGACUCCGACUUCAGUCUGCUUGACGAUGCUGAGGUGGAGGCUCUAUCCCCAGGGGGGCUGCCUGGGGAGUCCCAAGGGGACUCAGGCCCCGAUGAGCCCCCCUCGCCCCUCGGGAGCCUCCCUACAGCGGCGGAGCAGCUGUUCCACCUGAGGGGCACCAGCCCCACCUUCUCCCAGCGCAGCCAUGACAUCUUUGACUGCCUGGAGGGGGCGGCCCGGCCGGCUCCACCCUCUGUGGCCCAGACCGGCCUGGGUGAUGAUGGGGGCUUCAAGCAGCCGCUGACACCCUCCAGCCAGCCUCCAGCGGGGGGCCGGGGCAGGGCCAGUCAGAGCGCUGCCCCUCCAAAGGUGCCUCCCGUCCCCGACUACAUGACCCACCCCGAGCGCUGGACCAAGUACAGCCUGGAAGACGUGGCUGAGGCCAGUGAGCAGAGCAACCGGGCCGCUGCCCUGGCCUGCCUGGGCUCCCAGAGCCUGGCUGCCCCCAGCGACUACACGCCCUCUUUCAACCAGGACUCCUCCAGCUGCGGGGAGGGUCGAGUCAUCUUCACCAAACCCGUCCGACCUGGCGAGGACCGACCUGAGAGGAAGAGGGUCCUGAGGAAGGCGAGGGAGCCAGGCAGGGGCGCCCCUGGGAACCCAGGGGCAGUGGGCAGUGAGGGCCCUGUGGAGCUGGCCCACCUGGCCAGGCCUGAGAGCCCAGGGGCUGAGGAGUGGAGCAGUCCCCAGGGGGGCUUGCAGGAGGUGGGUGCGCCAGAAGGAGCAGGCCACUCUGGGUCAGUGGUCAGACCCCCUCUAGCGGAGACGGUGGGCUUCCAUGGCAGCAGGAAGCGGAGUAGAGACCACUUCCGGAGCAAGAGCAGCAGCCCCGAGGCCCCGGGUGCUGAGGUCUGAGAGGAGAGACUGCCUGGCUGGCCUCCGUGUCCUGGGGUGGAAGAGUCUUGGGGCCGCACCUCCUGGGGACGGGAGCUGGCGGGCUGCCUGUAGGUGGCACCAGUGGCCUGGGCUGGGGCUGAGGCAGUUGUGUUGGGAGCAGAGACCUUGCUGAGGGUGGGCACCAGGGGACGGCAGAAGCCCUGACCCAACCACUUGCCCGUGGGGACAUUAAAGGUUUUGGGUGUCUGUCA